AUGCCUAAUGUGCGCCGUUGUCGUUGGGAUCACAAGACGCUGCCAUAUGUUCCGGAACGGCCGUGUUUGUUGUAUUACAUCAUUCCUGGGGACACCGUGCCGCGAGUGGCGGUGCCGAAUGCCCGUGGCGAGUACCCGCAUCUGAUACCAGGCAUGCCGUACCUGGAGUCAGAGGAGGUGAGCGAAGAAGAGGCGUGGGGUUGUGCGAGGGAUGACCAGGUGGCAUUGCCGGUUAUGGAAUUCGCCCCACCACCAAUUCAAACAGAUGCGGCCACACAAGUGGAGUGGAAUCAACUGCCGGUGCCGCCUUUGGCACAUCUGCAGCGGUUUGCGGCUCCACCGCGGCAAGAGGGAAAUGAGUUGUCAUCGGAAUGA
Molecule: messenger RNA, 375 nt
Organism: Trypanosoma cruzi
Lineage: Eukaryota; Euglenozoa; Kinetoplastea; Trypanosomatida; Trypanosomatidae
Exons: 1
Coding region: 1-375 (124 amino acids)
Source: RefSeq, a predicted model, not a curated record